Molecule: messenger RNA, 1506 nt
Organism: Micromonas pusilla CCMP1545
Lineage: Eukaryota; Viridiplantae; Chlorophyta; Mamiellophyceae; Mamiellales; Mamiellaceae
Exons: 2
Coding region: 1-1506 (501 amino acids)
Source: RefSeq, a predicted model, not a curated record
AUGGCGGUCGAAGCCGACGCGGUAGCGCGCGCGCUCGAGCUCAUCGACGACGACAGGCUCGUCGCGGGCGCGCGCGUCCUCCGCGCGGCGAACAUCUCUCCCUCCGCCUCCGCGUCGUCGUCGUCGUCGUCGGACGCGAAUCUGAAGCUCGCCGCGUCGCUUCGCAAGGCGUCGCGCGUCGUCGACGUCGUGCGCUCGCUCAAGGCCACCCCGGACGAGCGCAGCGGCUGGCUCGUCCAAGGCGAGCACAUGGGCAAGAGGGACGUGUCGAUAUACUACCGCCUCGACCCGGAGACGAAGACGAAGCUCACCGCGCGCGUGGAGUCACCGAUCGACGAGUCGCUCCUCGUGCCGAUGAUCAGGCGCGACUUUUGCGAGCGUCUCUCUCCGCCCACCCCCCGCUUUCAAUCCCCGCCCUCGACGCCUUUCAACUCCGCUUCUGACGCCUAUGAACUCCACCCCGACGUCAUCGCUUCGUACGGAACGACCCUCGUCAGCGUCCUGAACGAGAGCGAGCUGUACGCCACGUGGCUGCCGAACUGGACCGUCCCGCGGUUCAGGGUGCGACGAAGCGUGAAGCUGUCGCAGAGCGGGCGGUGCUCGCAGGUGGUGCUGGUGACGUGCGAUCUCCCGUGGCCGUUCUCUCCGCGCGAGUGCGUCCUGGACGCGUGCGGCGUGGACGACAUCGAUCACUCGGGGGACAUCGCGGUGCUCGUGAGGUCUUUGGACGGGCUCGACGACGACGACGACGACGAGCGCGAAGAGAACGAUGACGAUGACGCCGCGGCGAAGGCGUCGAAGAGGAAGACGAAGAAGAGGGCGGAGGGCGAGUUCGAGGCGCCGCCGCCGGAUGACAAGUCCGUCGUGCGGAUCGGAUUUCACGGCGGGUUUUUGUUCCGCGCGCUGCCGCCCGGGUGGAAGACGUAUAAGCGCGCGAAGAAGGAUAAGAAGAAGGAUACGAAGAGAGCGAGCGCGAGCGCGGGCGCGUCUUCCGGGGAGACCGACGAGGGCACGGACGGCGGCGGGUGGGGGUGGGGGAUGGGGUCGUGGGGUCUCGGCGGCGGCGGCGACGCGAACGACGGCGGCGACGGCGACGACGACGUCGAGCCCAAGAUCACCCCCGGGCACCUGGACGACCCGGACGCGGAAGCGCUGCUGCACGCCGCGGAGGAGGACGUCCUCUCGAACGCGCGCGUGCCCGCCGCCGCCGGGGACGCCGGGGACGGGGACGGGGACGGGGACGGGGACGGGGACGGGGACGCGGGCGGGAAAAAACAACUUCUCGUCUCGGUGCAGAUGUUCAUAGACCCCAAGCUGGAAUACGUCCCGUCGUCGCUGAUGAACUUCGUCGUGCGGACGGUCACGUACACGAUGUGGUGCAUGCUGUUGCGGGUCGCGGAGGGGAUCAGGGACGGGAAGAUGCCGGAGCAUCAGACCGCGAUCGAGUCGAAGGCGCGUCCCGGUCGCGCCUUUGGUCCCCCCGCGCGCCGCGCCGUUCCUCCGUGA